Molecule: messenger RNA, 822 nt
Organism: Porites lobata
Lineage: Eukaryota; Metazoa; Cnidaria; Anthozoa; Scleractinia; Poritidae
Source: the annotation of a GenBank genome assembly
AUGCGCACACGAAGCCCAAACUCGUGUUCUUGCCGUCCUGGGCUCGCCGAGGACGCCAUUCAGCCUGUUUUGCCGUCGUCUGGAAAACGUGAGUAUUCGCGGCUUGUUUUCACCUACAAUAAGGCGAUAUCGAUUCCCUUUUCAGAUAUUCUGACCCUGGUGUUUCUUAAGAUCAUGUUCUUCGCGAUUUCUGUCGGAAAUAUUUCGAAAUGAGAAAAAAAGGCCAUAAUUUAUGUUCAUCAUUGUUUGUUUGUUUUGCAGUCGCGACCAUGAAUGUUCCUGAGUGCCCGGUUAAGAAAAGUAAAUCAGUGUAAGUGAAGUUAAAAUAGAUCCAGUUACAGUGGAGUAACAAUCGAGUAGAAAAAGGUUCAGUGAAGGUUUCUUUGACUUGUACCUCCUGACAGUCCGGCGGUGUUUACCUUUUGCUCAUUUGAAAAGCAAUUUCAUUUUUUAACUAAAGAUUUAUACGCCUGAAUUGGAUUCUAAUAUUUUUAGGAAGCCAGUGGUAUGGAGUUCUUUUCGCGAUGAGAUGUGCCGGGAAAUCAUGGUUGUUGAUCUCUUCACUGGAACAAAAAAGAGCCCUGUAGCGAGAGAGAGAAAAGGGAAGAGGUCGCUGAAAACUUGAACCAAAUUGAAGCAGUUUAUUUCACAGUUGACAAAAGGGUAGUUCGAGAUCGCUACAACCUUCUCGCGUGGCUAAAGAACUGAGGAGCAAACUGAAAAAAGAGAAAAAAAAAACUGGUGGAAUUGAAACCGGCAUGAGCAGCAUUGAAGUGGCACUAGGAGUUUAGUGUGUUGUUUCUGUAUUCUUGUAUUUUGAUG